AUUGCGGCUGCGUGACGUCACCGCCCAUCCCCAGCAGGCACGAGAGGCGCAGUUGAAGAGUUCGCGCGAGCGGGCGGCGUCGUCGGCGCUGUGAAGAGGGGGGACGACGUGGAGACAAACAGCAACCCGAGCGGCCAGAGAACGCGGCUUUCACCACCACCACCACCUCCUCCUCCCUCCUCGUCUUCUUCUUCCACGCCGAGUCGCUGCGGACCCACAGACGCGGCGAGCUGGAAGGCAGCAGCCAAGUGGCGACAGUCCGUGUAUGCGCAUGUGAGCGUAUUUUUUGCUGAGUCAGGAACGAGCGAGUGAACAAGUAGGCGAGAGAGCGUACGCGUGUGUGUGUGCGAGCGCGUGGACGAAGCGGUGUGGGCGCGCGAGCGAGUGGGUUGAGUGGCUCUGUGAGUGGGCGAGCGCGCGCGUCCCCCCUCGGACCCUCGGCAGACAUGCCCCUGUUCGGCAAGUCCCACAAGACGCCGGCGGAGGUGGUGCGCCACCUCAAGGAGAGCCUGGCACAGCUGGAGAAGCAGGACAAGAAGGCGGAGAAGGCGAGCGAGGAGGUGUCGAAGAGCCUGGCGGCGAUGAAGGAGAUCCUCUACGGCACGGGAGACAAGGAGCCCCAGCCGGAGGCUGUGGCUCAGCUGGCCCAGGAGCUCUACAACAGUGGCCUCAUCCCCGUGCUCAUUACACAGCUGCAGCGCAUUGACUUUGAGGGCAAGAAGGACGUGGCACAGAUCUUCAACAAUAUUCUCCGACGGCAGAUCGGCACUCGCUCCCCCACCGUGGAGUACAUCUGCGCCAAUCCCAGUCUGCUCUUCAUGCUGCUCAAGGGCUACGAGACGCCGGAGAUCGCACUCAACUGCGGCAUCAUGCUGCGCGAGUGCAUCCGCCACGAGCCACUCGGCAAGAUCGUGCUGUGCUCGCCGCAGCUCUACGACUUCUUCCGCUACGUCGAGGUCUCCACAUUCGACAUCGCCUCCGACGCCUUCGCCACCUUCAAGGACUUGCUGACCAGGCACAAAAUUAUCUGCGCAGAGUUUCUGGAAGAGAACUACGACAAGGUGUUUGGAGAGUACGAGAAACUGCUCAACUCGGAAAACUACGUGACCAAGAGGCAAUCUCUGAAGCUCCUGGGAGAGCUGCUGUUGGACAGGCACAACUUCACCAUCAUGACACGCUACAUCAGCAAGCCCGAGAACCUCAAGCUCAUGAUGAACCUGCUGCGCGACAAGAGCCGCAACAUCCAGUUCGAGGCCUUCCAUGUCUUCAAGGUGUUUGUGGCGAAUCCGAACAAGCCGCAGCCCAUCCUUGACAUCCUGCUCAAGAACCAGAGCAAGCUGGUGGAGUUCCUCUCCAAGUUCCAGCAGGACCGCACGGACGACGAGCAGUUCACCGAAGAGAAGAACUACCUCAUCAAGCAGAUCCGUGAGCUCAAGAAGCCGGCGCAGUGACGAGUGCGCACAGGCAGGCGGGCGGACGGGCAGGUGGGCGAGCGGGCGGGCGAGACGCAGGGAGGGGCAGACACGUGCACGCGCGUGCGUGAGUGCUCGCGGGUGUGUUCGUUUGUGGAUGCGUGUGUGCGCUGACGCGGCGAUGCUGGUGGGUAAAAGUAGGGGCACCGCGCACGGGGCUGCCCCUUGCUGCUUGGCACUCCCCCCCCCAACCCUCCCACAACAGUGUGCGGUACGUGUACCACGGUGCAGUUUGCAGUACAAAUACCAUAGUACAUCGCAUCACUCGCUGCCUGCCAUGCAUAGUGUGCAGUGCAUGUACCACGGCACGGCGCUCGCCCUGCGGCACAUCUCGCAAUGUGUGUACACCAUAGCACGCGACACCCUGCUAGCAGAGGUUUCUCUGCAACCGUAUGGCUGCGUCGCAGUCCCCUGUACUCUUCCGUACUCCUCUUCCGUACUCCUCUCCCGACUAGCGCAGCUUUGAUUACACAGCACGGAGUUUCCUCACGAGUGCAGCGUACGUCGUCUACUUUGCACCACAGCUUCUUGUAGUACUUGCCCUGCGGCAGCAAUGGCGUGUGACGUCUGUUCCGCAGUUUGCGUAGCACCCCCCCUCCUCCACAUUGAUUAGCUCCUUUUGCCUCCACCACAGUACACUGUGCCUUGCUGCAGCGCGCACUUGAGCACAGCGCCACCCCAUGGUGCUUUAGUGCGCCGAACCCACGCCACACCGCACCAUGGGCGAUGCAGGCCCUAGCACGCAGCUCCCCGUGCCACUCGCCCAUACCUGGGCGACUCAACUACGCGGUCUCAUCGGUUCCGUGGCGCUAUCGAUUCUGGUAACUGGUCAGGCCAGUUAAGUAUCGUUAAACUAUGACUCAAUUUCCGUACAGGCAGAUACAACGUUUAAUUUAGUCCAUUACAUUUUGCCCAAAAUGUUUAAUGGACUAAAGCAGCACUUAUCCAAAAAUGUGAACUGGAGACCCAGAAAAUCGUACAAAUCUCUUCAGUUGUGUGCUAUGCGAGACCAUUAAGGGAGCGAGCGCUCGACAGUCGCCGCCUGCACUGGCCACUGAACCGGUUCAGCACGGUUACAUUCCCGACCGUAGCCGUGCGAGUUCCUCCGGCGCGGCUAUCGCCACCAGAAGGGGGCACACCGUGCUCACGUUAACAUGAACAAGGCUGUGACAACAAUUGACGAGAGUGGACCUCUUGCGUGCCUGCAAUCGUGACGGCCCGAAUCGAUCCCUAACUUGAGAAAGGAAACGUUACGAAAUAUUAAACGAUAUCACCAAAUUAUUCACCAUUUAUAAAGCAAAAAAGUUAGUUUUAUUUCACCAAUGUCUUGGUGAAAAGAGAAAGGGGUGAAUCUCGACAGGUUUUCUCGGUUGUUGGCUUGAGUCGGCUGACAGCGUGAUACGUGUACACACGUGACGCGUGUUAGCACAUGCGACAUGUACAUAUGCAAUAUGUGUACGCACGUAUCACAUGUAUGCAUGUGGUCCGUGUAACGUGUGAUACGCACGCGGCGCUUGUUAACGUGCGGGAAGUACACAUGCGCGCAUACACCCGUAACAUGAACGCACGCAGCGAGGGGUGGUAACGGUCGCAGUGCGUGUCGGCGUUCGUGUCCAAAGGAGAAUGUAAACAAAACUUUGAUUCCGCCUCAACCCCCCCCCCCCCCCCGAAGUUGGUUAGACCAACGUGAAUAAUCAAAUGAACUCGUCCCGAUGUUGCAUCUGGAGGGACUGGAUUGCUAUGGCUAAGAAAGGCAUGAGCCUGUGCAUGCAUCUUGAGAUAUUAAAUGCACGCGCACAUGUGUGCGCGUGUGUGUAAACGAACACGGACAGUGUGGUAGCCUAGUGCAUUGUCCCACCACGCACGUGCUGCUCCUGCUCACCACAGUAUAUAUAUAUACACACACUACAUAUAUCUAUAUAUAUUGCACAUGUACAUUGCAUAAUGGUACUUGUGCAGAUAUAUUCUGUAUGUUUGUGUGUAUAUAUAUUGUAUACGUUUGUGCCGUUGUCAUUAACAAACUGUCUUAUAACCGAAAGAGCCAACGUGUUGGGCAAGGUACCCUUCAGCAUGUAUUAAUUUUGUAUAUUUUAGUUAUAAGGCAGUGUUAUUAAUUACAAUGGUGCCAAAGAAGUUUGUGUUUCAUUUGCUACACCGCUGCUAAUGCAGUCCCUGAAAUUUUGAUGAUUCAUGUGGACAUACAAUACACAUGCAGUGUUCAAUACGUUGUACAUUUUUGUGGCCACGAGGUUUGUCAAUCAGCCACCAAUCGCUCCGUGCAUCAACCUCCGUUGAUUUGAAUGCCGCAUGCUCUUAACGUGGAUUUUCCGCCGUUGGGAUGAUCGUUGGCCGUGGCGCUGCCCUCUAUUCCUGGGCCCUCAAUAUCCCUGGGCCCGCAAACCCAAGAUGCGCGUCGCUACUGCUUGCGGGUGCCGCUAAUGCCGCCACCGCUGCCACCGCUGCCACCGCCGGGCACUAGAACAUGGACUCGAGAUGCCAAUGGUGCGGCUCCCCUCACCCAUGGCACGACCUCCCCCGCCGUGCAACGCCAGCAGAGCACGCGGCUCGCCAUCACAGCAUCACAAGUUAACAUCGAGCUGUCAGCGCUCGACUAAUCCCGUCGUCGUCGUUGUGGUCGUCAUCCAGCCCCCUGACAAAAUCGAGUGUUGUCCACUUUAUGGGAAGCAAACAUGGUCCUUUGGAUAAGAUUGCCCUGAAUCAUGGGAAUGUGGAAUUUCCAGCACUUGCUCGGGACUGCUCGUGAGAGAUGAGCUUUGCCGUGACGAGCUCAUGUGAUGGCUGCCAAUUAGACUAAACACCAACGUCCCACAGUGCUCAAAUGAGCAUCGAUCAUUGCUCGUCUGUUCUCAGAUCCGUAACCAGGAAUGGAAAUUUCACAUUUCUUUGACCGAGGCCAAUUUAUAAGCAACUCAACCAAUACUGUGACUUACCAGCUCAAAGUAGUGCAGCCUUCUCACUAAAUGGUGCUCAUUUAUUUGACUGAUUUUGGAGGAAUGACAAUGAUGAUGAUUUAUUGGCCAGGAUAUUAACCCGUGCAGUGACUGUCAUUCGUGACGUUGGUGCCCUACGCACAGUCUUCCCAGCCUAUGGGAUAUUAAUAGUUCGAAUAUUAACAGCACAGUCCGUAAAAUAGCAUAACGUCCGAGUUCUCCCAACUGAAAAGCCUUUGCCCGAUGGGUAGUUCAGGGUUGAAUAAUGAAAGUACAGGUUAAAAUUAUAAAACAAAAAUUAUCCUAAGAUUCUAGAUUCAAAUCCAGCCAUUGCCGUACGAUUUAACCCGUGUCCUCAACCGUAGCCAAGGUUUGGUUUGGGCCCAUUCGCAAUAAAUGCAAAUACAGUUUUUUCCCCCCGACCUGCUUUCGAUCUGCAGGACAGCGGUACGACUGCAUUUGGCUUUUGACGAGCAGCGAAUUGUUCGCCGCAGGACAUGAAGGGGAGGGUGCCCUGUGCGGCGUUCGAAGUAACUCGGUUAACCAUUUUUGCAUCGUCAUGUUCGGGGGGGUGGGGGGGCAAGAGUGGGUGGGGGCGGCCUUGACAAUUGUGACUUUUAUUAAGUUUGCAAAGCGAUUCUAUUAAUAGCACGACUGAGAUAGAAUUGGUAAGGAGAGUAAAAAAAAAGUGUUUAAUUGACCUUCACCAACUGGCUACUGCGGUGCCCUGAAGGCGGUGUUGGCGGCGAAGUUGUGGCAGGGGGCUAACAGCGCUGCAGCUUUCCCCCUCGGUGAUGGGGCCCGUUGCUUUGACGCCGCUUCGCAGAAGCAAAGGGAGGGUGGGGGCGAAGAAAUUUGCUCUCCUCAAAAACGUGACCACGGAAACAACUCCUCCCGCAAUUGUACAUUAACCCUCUCGCUCGUCCGAAGCACACAUUCAUUGUCAAUGUUUUCCCGCUCUUUGUUCAUAAUGUUGAAUGAAAAACGGUCUCACAACCCUUCUAACAUUUCUGGUCAUUGUAACUAUUUAUUGGCGCAGAGUUAGUGGUGUGAUAAAGAUAAAAAAAUGCAAAGUUUUUUUGUUGUUUUCCGAUGAUUUUUGUUCAAUGGGUGGGGGGGGGGGUUUGAAAUGUUAAUUAAAUAUAUUUCUUAUUUUAAAGUGCAUUCAAAAGAAAGGGCAGCUUUAGCUUAACAAAACAUUCUAAAGAGCUACUGAUACAAUAAUAAAACUGGGGGGGGGGAGGGAGGGGGACCUACCAAGAGUGACGCCUCCCAUGUUCAUUUCUCGUCGCGUGGCCAAGGACACAUUUUUCUCCCGAUCUAUCGUCGCAUCGGCAUAUUGCAAUGGCGAAUCCUUGUGAUGUUAUUGGAAAAUGCCGCCAGCUGAAGGGGAUACAAAUUUGUAAAGAAAUCCCCUCUUCAGUUGCAAGGAAGUUGAUCUGUAUCAUUGCUCACAAUAUCCCCCAUUUCUGAUAUCGAUUUGGACACUGCUACCGGUUGUCUAAUUCAGCUCCCCCCAUCCAGCAAGGCCACAGGAUUGAGCCACGCGCAAUAAAAAAAUGAAACUAAAUGCGAGGCAUCACCUUUGGUCUGCCCCCCCAGCCCAUGUGAAAGACAUCGCUGCUCGCAGGAGAGUGUUUAUUUUUUCUGAACGUUUUAACGUGGCAAAAGUCGCAGCAUUGAUGAGCGUAAUUUUUUUUGUACCUCGGCUUCGUUUUUUUUCUCCUGCCUUUUCUCUUGUCUGCCUCUCGCCAAGUCACUCCUUAUGAUUGUAAACUUUGAUUAUAUAUGUCACGUAUAAGGUACACGCUUUGUUUUUUCCGGAGUUUAAAUUUGUAUCCUUUUUUUGUUUGUGCCUGCUUAAGCAUGAAUUACUUAGACCUGAAUCCCCCCACCCCACUCCUGGAGUGUAGAAGGUGUGGCUACUGAUGGUUCGGGGUCGAGGUUAAUGGAAGGGGACCGGUCCAGUCUGGUGGUACUGGGUGGCAGUAGCAACCCCCCCCCCCCCCAUAAUUAGUCUUGAUGUGUGUUGUUAUUCUAUUUAGAGACGCGAUACCCACUCACUGCCACUAAUAUAAUUUGCCCCAAAGUAAGUUGUUGGUUUAGAAGCAAUAAUAUAGGCAUGUCCUCAAAGAGAGAAUUAAUCGCGAUGUAGGCAACAUGAACAUUGUUGCUUAUUGAGCAUUCAAAGUCAAAAACCAAUGUCUCCAUAGGUUUAAUGAGCAUGGGCAGCCCUAAGCCGAUUGAGCAAAUUCCACAUUCUGUGUGGUGAGGGGGGAAGAACCGGUCUUUUGUUGAAACUCAUCGACCCUCGAGGGGGAUUUUAACUCGUGAGUUGGUUUCUCCGCUGCAUCAACACACAUUUCCCCGUGGUGGGAGGACCGGCCGUCCAGUGCGCCGCAGCGUUGAUAUCGCCCCCUUGAAAUCGGCACCGCUUCUGUGGACUGAGACGGUGGAUUAGCAGCAACCCGAGGUAUCGCGGUGUCCGUGUCAAGCACGAUGUUUGCUGCAGGCUGAGCGAGGGAUCUCUCCCAGCCGCGAGGUGCAAAGUUCUGAAUUCUGCAUUUCAUGCCCUCCCUUUCUGUCCCGUGCGUGUGCUCCGAUCGAAAUUCCUUAUUCGGCGCGGUAACAAUUCACUGGGCAAAGUUUCUUCGUUCGAUCACGGCGCGUGUGUGUCGGAUCGUUACCAUCGAGAACUGAAUAUUUUACGAUUCGUGCAGAGUGUGAAGAUCGCGGGUACGUGUGUGUUACGGUGAAGACUAAUGGAGCAAACGAGACUUUGGGGGGCUCGGCGCGGAGUGGCGCCCUGUUAUUCCAGCUGUUGCAAGAGAGACCUGGGGAAGUUGUCAUCACAUUUUUUGUGUCAAAUACACUUAUUGAAAAUCUAUUUCGACUCGCGAGCUGCUUCGUCGCUGGUGUUUUAAUACCCUGCCCUUGCGAGGUGACGAUGUCGUACGGUGGGGCUUUUAACAACGACGGUUUGUGGGAGACAGUCUAGUUUGGUUGGUGAUGACUGAUGGUAGCCUUGCAUAUCUAAGGGGUGGCAGGCAGAUGGGUGAUCGCCCCCCUUCCUUCCCUCUUGAGGCCCCGAAAUUUGGCUUCUUAUUCAUAUUCAGAGUACAUUGAAUAUAUGUAUUAUUAUGUAUAAUAGUUUUUUUUUGGUUUGGAUUGCGUAAAUAUAAAUGUCGUUAAACCCGCCAUUACCCAACGCAGCAAUUUAGUAAGGUUUGUCACGUAAAUAAAACUUUCCAAUUUGUUACUCGUUCAGCACAUCGGUGUGCAACUACCGUUGGGUUUACUCAUGUUUUAUUUAAGUGACAAACCUUACUAAUUGGCUGUGUUGGGUGGUGGCGGGUUUAAUGACACGUUUAUACUUACACGAUCUAACCCCAAAAAAAUAUCUUACCGAUAAUAUUGGUAGUCAAAGCCUACGUGUUAAACUGCUUUUGUUAUUAUUAAUGUGCAUCCCUAUUCGCACAUGUUGACAUUUUGGGACUCCCCCCCACCCCCUCGCCAGGGAAGUUUAUAGAUCUGCCUCUGCUCACAGAUUUCCCUGUCGUAGCAUAAAUUGCAGCAUUGCCUGCACAGACAAGCUCAACAAUGAGUAAGCUCAACCAUUACGAUAUCCAGCCACUUAUUUGAGAGACAGCUCAUCACUAGCAAUUCAAGAAACCAGCAGUCGGUUCCAAAUAUACGAUUGGGCGCCACGGUGGUGAGAUGUUAACUACCUCACCUGGUAUACAGGAGGGUCAUGGGUUCCAUCCCGAUCCUGACACUUGUAUAUUUGGAGUUUGCAUGUUCUCCCUGUGGUCGCGUGAAUUUGUCUCCGGGUCCUCCAGUGUUUCCCUCCACAUUUAGAAUUAACAUGCAUUUAAGAGUAUUUGGCUGCUAUAAAUGUCCACGUGAUGGUGAUAAUCCACUUUGUUGAUGGCCAGGUCGCUUCUGAAAAAGAGUUAUACAGCUCAGUGGGCCUUACCUUGUAAAAUAAAAAACAUUAGUUUAAAGUUUAUCCCCUCCCCCCCUACAUAUACAACUUGCUCCUGUGAUUGUCGGUAGUCUGUCAACACGUUGUUAUCCAACGCUCACGGUAUCAGUUGAAGGCCGAUAAGAAACACCUAAAGAGACGAGCGAGUGCACAACUUCAUUAGGUUAGUUACGCGAUACUACGGCACAUAACUAAUGACACAGUGCAUGCACGGUGGCCGACAUGGAAAUGUUGGACGUUCCCGGCGUGAAGCCUAUUCAUCACGCAGCCCACGUUCACUGCAGAAAUAGGAUAAGGAAUAGCGACUGUUCUGACAAGUUCCAGUAUACGUGUUUUGUCGCUGUGUAAAGUGCUGGUUGCGGCAUACCGGCACGUCCAACACUAUGUACACAUUAAUAUUAGUAAUGCUGCAUUAAUUAUCGCUACACAUUGUCCACGUGUCUCGCUUGUGGAAAGAGCUGUUGUGCUGGUGGAGGGGCGUCGGGGGGUGGGAGAUGUCUCUCGUUGGGUUAAAGUAUGGCGCAGUGUUAAUUAAACCUUCUUGUGCCGACGACCUUGUGCUGACGAAUCGUGCGAGCACAGCCAGCAUACUUUUUUUUAUUUGCAACGCCUACACCUGCAGGGCUUUUUAGUGCUUAGUCAGGCAGUACAGUAAGUAGUUUUCCCGCGGUCUUGUUCGGUGCAGCGUAGUUUUACAAGUUCCCGCGACUGCGUUCUUUCCCACGGCUUGCACUUGGCACUCGGGAUUUCCCCCCCAAAAGGUGCGAAGUAAACAUGAACAUUGCUCAGCGGAAUUUGUCAAACAAUGCGAUUUGGGAUUGCGGAAAGAAUUAAGGUUUUUCUCCCGGUGCUCUGGUUGCCUGCCACAUGUAUAAUAAGCACUUAUUGGCUCGAACACAUCUUACUAUGUAGAGGACUGCAGAGCUCUGUAGUGCCGGCUCGCCACCUGGCUGCUGCCUUCCAGCUGGAGUCUGUGGUUCCUCUGUGAUGUGGGGUGCAAUUUGCAUGAACGACGAUGCUGUUGUAAAACUUAAGCAUUGGGAAUGAAUAUAAGAAAAAUGAAUACAAUACUCGCGGAAUGACAAUACACAACACUGCAUGAAGGUUGAGAGGUCUCUCUUGAAUUGUGCGAUGAGCUUUUCCCACCUGGUUGAAAUAAAGGAUGCUAGAUUGAGCUGAAUUUGGGGGAAAGACACAGACAUGAUGAUGGCCAUUGGUGGAUACCGCACUCAGUUCCCGAUACCUUGUCAGGAUCGUGGGAAGCGCCCAGUACCACUGGGUACUGCUCCAAUGAGCAAUUGCCUAUAUUCUCAUACUGAGGCCAGUAGCUGGUAUUGGGCAAUAUCCAUUGAAUGUGAGGAGUUAUCAAAAAAUCUUAGGCUUGACAUAAGCGCUGGUGCUACAUCAAAAGGGGUGGAUAUUCAGUAACAAAUGUGAGUUACGGAUUUACCACAUUUCAUAGAACAAAACAAUAACAUGUAUGAAAUUGUGUUUUUGGAUCAACUGAAACUGGGAAAUGUGGACGUUCCAGACACAUCCGGCAAAAUUCCAUUGCAGGCCUACUUCGUCGUGACUUCAACUUUUUUUUACCAGUUUAAGGAUCACCCGUGCGAAAGUAAUGUGACAAGCAACCGUGUCAUAGGAGGAAGUGGUGGGGGCAGGGAAGCCGUGUGCUUUGCAGUUAUAGUGGACUGGAGAACAGUAUCAUACAGGUCCGUAUCUCUUUUUUUUCCAAUCAUUCCUGGCCCAUAUGUCUCAAAACAGCACCUGCUGUAAACUAAUUUUGGAAUGUAAUAAAACCUGUCAUUGGUGGAGCAAGAGAGUGAGAAAGAACAUUGCAUUGAUAGCAAGUCCCAGAUCUCAAGACUGGUUAUCGCAAUACGUGCAGGUACAGCUACUGCUGGCAUUGGCCGGCCUUUAACGGUUGUGCAGGACUGGACAUCAGGAGGGGGGACACUGACGGCCAUGGUGUCUGAAAAUCGUCCGUCCCUGGUGAAUACACGCACGAGAUGGCAGCGUGUAUCCUGUGCUCGGCUCUGUGCUAUAAUAGCGAUUGUUUGCAUUGUCCUGAAUGGGUUUAGAUAGCAACGCUCGCUCUGUGUGCCUGCUGUAAUUAAUAUAAUUAUCUGUAAACGUGCAUUAGUUUAAUUGCGAUGAAUUUUAUAUUCUUGUAGGGGUCAAUAAACUGUAAAUUGCCAAUCUGUGGUCUUGGGAUUUUGAUUUGCAUUGAAAGUGUUAGACGAAUGCCAGAGCCUGCGUUCAUGUGUCCGCGUGUCCUAACUGGUUGCGAAUCGGUUUGCUCGCUGCGCCAAGUACCGAACGGCCUACGCAAUUGUAAACAUUGGAGCGGGAGUGAUGAUGUCGUCCGCGGAACUCUACUUUUCUCACGUCAAAUUUUUGUAGCCUACGCAAAUUGCCUUCCCGCUUCGAUGUAUGCAGUGUUUCUGUGCUCGGGCCCCUGGGUUCGAUUCCCAGCCGCGCACAACGUAAGUGGCAACUCGCGCUCGCUUGGGGCCUCCCCAAGGUUGACCCAGGAUUUAAUUUGAGUACUUGAUGCAGAAUGCGGACAUCAGAAUUGGAGAGAGACAAAGGAGGUCAUGCAUCAUUCUAACCACACCACCCCUGCGUGAGAGAAUAUGUGGUCCAUGGCCCAGAGUGGAAAUUUGUACCCCUUAAGGAUUAAGAACUUUAGUAGUACCGAUUGACGUGACUAAUAAGAGUGGGUUAUUUGAUCACCCACUCAUUCCAAAUGAUUAUCACAAAAUUCACUUUUACUGACCACGUGAAGAAAUUGGAACCCGUAAGAGAUGUGGCGGCGGUUGCUGCUGCGGUGCCCCCUGUAGCCCUCUGUUGAUGCGGCGGUUGCUGCGUAGUGGUUGUUGAAGAUACAGCUGGACAGGCUGCAAAACCUCCAUCGGGAGCGGCAUUUGCAGCAGAUGUUGCGGCAUCUGUUUCACGAGCUGGCCGUGCCACCCGGAGGCGGCAGCUAAAGAAGCAGUUGAGCCUCCCUUAACAGACGUGGCAUCGGCGGUGGUUGCUGUGGUGCCUCGCGCUUCUGCUCUUGCUGCACCGCUGGAGGGGACGACCGUUGAGGCUCAAACAGAGGCGGCGAAUGCUGCAGGCUUGCGCGGUGGUCGCCGCCAGCUGCUGGUGCAGCAGUAGCAACUGCUUCUAUCAGCCAGUCGACUUUUAUUUCAAACGAGGUAGAUUUCGGCGUGAGCCUCUGGACACUGGUGAGGUAUUUGGUGGAGAAUGCCCUUGAGUUUUCGGUGCUCCUAAACUGUUUUUAUUCUACCAGGUAAGUCCCACUGAGCAAUAUGUAGCUCUUUUUCAGAAGUGACCUGGCCACAAAUGAUAGCUCGGCGAAGUGGCCUAUAAUCACGUGAUGUUGAUUCUAUAUGUGGAGGGGAAAACCGAAGGAUCCAGAGAAAAAUCCACCUGACCACAGGGGGGAGAACAUGCAAACUCCAAAUAUACAGCAGGCGUCAGGGUCGGGAUCUAACCCACGACCUCCUGUAUACCAGUUGAGGUGGUUAACAUCUCACCACCGCGGCACCCAGAUGGCGGCUCCGACUUUGGAAGGUCUCGCUGACAAGAGGCCUCCAGGCCCAGACUCCCCUGGGGCACCUUCUCGGACCACGUCUCUUUCCUCCUGCCUCACUCCUGCUGAAUCUCUUUGGACGGUGGUCUUCCCGGCUAAGGCGAGAUAGCUAGCUAUCCCACUGCUGCUACCAGAUGAAGAGGAGUCCAGCACGAUGUGUACGUUUACUCUUGUACUCGCCAAACAGAAGAAACUUAAAUUUGGACACCUCGAGCGCUCAUUUAACCCAUCCCUGUUAUCCCGUUUUUGGAUCCAACUCGACCCUUUAACCAUCUCCACUUUCUUAACUUCUUUUAUGUUUAUAGAGAGCCUUAGACUGAAGGCGCCUUUACGGAGUUUAAAAGCGGGAAUCAGAUUUAGAUUUUCAAGGGACAGUACAAGGACCGAGGAUUGAGGUACCGUAACAGAGGGCACACAUGGGGUCACGAAAGGGCUACAGGGGAGGGAUGGGGGAAGGAGUGGAGGGGGGGAAUGGAGAAGAAUGUGAGGCUUUGAGAGGAAUGGAAGGAGGUUCAGGAGGUCGACUGCUUAGUGUCCAGGGGGAGAUAAUUCCAGCUACCCUAACCAUCCUGAAGCGACCACUCGCCCCUCCAGUAUUGAGUUUUUAACGGGCUUUUCACUCAAAAUCCUCCCCGUCAAUCACCGUUGAAUUACAUUUGAUCUUUAACCAAUCGGGUGCGUGUGCGAGCCGGAGCCCAGCUCUGACAGCUUUUUUCAGCGCGUGAUUGGCCGAUUCUAUAUAUCUGUAAUAAGGGGCUUUUUUGGCGUUAGAUCGCGUGAAUAUAAAUGUGUCGUUAAACUCGCCACCACCGGACACAGCCAAUUAGUAAGGUUAAUGUAGUUCUAUAUAUGACAAUGAAUAUCCAUCUGUUAAUACAGGGAUUCCUCUACUUAGGAAUAUUCGACUUAGGAACUUUCAGAGAUACGAACCAGCCUAUCCGUAUGUCCAGUUGCCAGUUUGGACCGAGAGUCGUAAGUUCAACCGCCGUGCAACAGAUGGCGGUGGUGGCAUCUACAUCUGCAGGAGAUUAUACAAAGUUGAAAGCCAUUCCCAGUGUUUAGUGUACAUGCCGUACAACAUGUUUGGAAUCUACAGGAGUAAAGUUAGGCUUAAGAACAACUUAUAACAGGCCUCUUGAACCUACCUCGUUCGUAAGUAGAGGAGUCCCUGUAUAUCCGCUUUGGAUUUCAAAUGACGCAGCCGGUCAAGCUGCUGUUUGGCCGCGAAGAAAUAUUAUACUAGGGUUAUUCGGGGGCGCCUGUGGUGCCCCCUCACAACCAUUUAUGGCCUUCGGCCAGGAAAGUCGCAAAAAAAAUUGCACACGAACGACGCAUUCAUGAUGCUCCGUUUUGAAGUUUUAAAAUGAAACAUCUUUAAAUUGUAUUGUUUUGAAUUAGAUAAUUGUAUUUCUUCAUUAAAAGCGUUUAUCAUUUUACAUCUGGAAGACUUCAUUGACAAGGACAUUUCGUGUGAAUUUUCUCUCGUCGUUAAGUAGAUGGCCUUGCUGGGGGUUCAGUUCAAUGCGGACUUUCACCUGGUUGGGAUUUGCUGGAUCGAGAUAAGGCGACAUAGAGCUGGCCGUGCGAGAAGACCGCCGUCUGCAGAUUGAUUCCAACGGAAUAGAACGUCUGUCCCUGCGCCUCCAUCCUUCAUGCAGGGGGCGCGUCAGUUUGCAGCACCCCCUGCAUGAAAACGACGGGAAGUGCAGCGUUCAUAUUAAUCACAGAUAAAGUUGGGCGUUUAUAUUUAUAUAAUACUCCUUUCAGCGAUCCUACACGUCUAAAAGAUGAAUUUGUGCACUGUGGAGGUAUAUGUGUAAGAAGAUGAAUUAAUUUAUGCACGUGUGGGUGCAUGCGUAUGAGAUACAUCCGUGCCCGUUGUGGGUACUACGUGUGUGUGUGUGUGGAAGGGUCUCGUAGGAACACGGGGUUAUGUUACGAUGGAGGUGGUGGCAGCGUUAUUCUUUAAGGGCCCAGUCGGCCGCAAGGGGGACCCGAAUCAACAGAUAAACAAGUAAAACAGUUCAUUGUGGUUGUUUUUAAUUUAUUAAUUAAAAAUAACCUGCGAUCUACUAUGGACCAAGCCCGAUGAUUAACGUGUCUGCCUGUCGGCAUAUCAAUAGAGCAGCAUCACGUUGCGCGAUCCACCCCCUUUGAGGAAAUCCU
This is a messenger RNA of Lethenteron reissneri (Far Eastern brook lamprey), 14175 nucleotides long. RefSeq names its product calcium binding protein 39 (gene CAB39). Gene Ontology annotation, biological process: intracellular signal transduction. The record is from RefSeq and is a predicted model, not a curated record. Gene Ontology annotation, molecular function: protein serine/threonine kinase activator activity. NCBI's taxonomy places the organism in Eukaryota, Metazoa, Chordata, Hyperoartia, Petromyzontiformes, Petromyzontidae.